AUGGAGACCCAUCGGGAAAAGAGAGAGACUUUGAAAAGGAUGUUUCAAGAAGAAGGGUUUGUUGUUGGAGACGGACUGAAGUAUGGGGUUGAUCUCCUGCUAUACACAGACAGCCCGUCGAAGGUGCAUUCGAAGUAUGGGGUUCUUAUAGACAGAAAACACAGUCUUUUGGACAUUGUUGGGGUUCAAAGAACAUGCACGUCUGUCAACAAGAUUUUAAUUGUGGUGUUCUUUGAUGGGGCUGAAGUUCGAAUGGUAAGUGUUGAGAGGAUGGAACUUGGGGGUGGAGGACAUGAAUUUUCAGCAGACGAGCUCGAUGUUUGA
Messenger RNA from Encephalitozoon intestinalis ATCC 50506, 324 nucleotides. RefSeq names its product tRNA-intron endonuclease. Gene Ontology annotation, cellular component: tRNA-intron endonuclease complex. The transcript has a single exon. Bases 1 to 324 code for a protein of 107 amino acids. The record is from RefSeq and is a predicted model, not a curated record. Lineage: Eukaryota; Fungi; Microsporidia; Unikaryonidae. Gene Ontology annotation, biological process: tRNA-type intron splice site recognition and cleavage; tRNA splicing, via endonucleolytic cleavage and ligation. Gene Ontology annotation, molecular function: tRNA-intron lyase activity; nucleic acid binding.